AGUGGUGAGAAGAGUUUUCCUGAGAAGAUUCCACUAGUCGGAAGCUAUUUUCUCUUCUUGUAUACAAAAGGACCAUUUCAAAGGAAGGGUAAAACCGAAUAUUAAAGUCAUUAGAAUUCAGAUGUCCUGUUACAUUUCUGGAUGACUUUGGGGAUUUAGGAAUAGUGAAGGCAGGAACAGAAUAGUUGAAAAAGUAAUCAAGAAAAAACUACUUUGGCUUUAGUAACUCCCUAGCUCAAAAUCAGAACUCUACUUCAGUUUAAAAACUAGUGUUGUGCUCACUUAGGCAGCAUAUUACUAAAAAGCAGAAUGUUGUCUUUUUAACAUUAUUUAAUACUUGGAACCUUUUAUAUCUGACAAAAAUACGUAGCUGAAGACUGCAUGUUUUUGAUGGGGUGUUUUUCUUUUAACGUCUACAGACUGAAGGUUUAAGCAGUUGGCUCCAUCACAGCUGUUAAUUAUUUGGUAAACUGUGACUUUUGCAGCCACCCCUUAUUGCUCCAUCAGUGACUGAUGUUACCCAGACUGGACUAUAAAAGCUGUGGCCUCUGGGUCCUCACUGAGUGAGGACCAGAAUGUUUAAGACAGAACCAUUUUUGGCAGGAGGCCAUCAGCAGUUGUUUCCCUGCGAAAUCUGUGGGAGACACUUCGCAGAAGAUGUUCUGAAAAGGCAUGAACCAAUAUGUAGAAAACUCUUUGACAAAAAACGUAAACCCUUCAAUUCCUUGAAGCAGAGAUUACAGGGCACCGACAUUCCCACCGUGAAAAAGGCUCCUCAGUCUCAGUCUCAGCCUGUGAGGAAAUCUAACUGGAGACAACAACAUGAAGAUUUUAUCAACGCAAUUCGAUCGGCAAAGCAGUGCAUGCUAGCUAUGAAAGAAGGCCGGCCUCUGCCUCCUCCACCCCCUGCCAGCGUCAACCCAGACUAUAUCCAAUGCCCAUAUUGUAUGAGGAGAUUUAAUGAAACCGCUGCCGGCCGGCAUAUUAAUUUCUGCAAAGAUCAGUCUUCUCGUCGAGUCUUUGAUCCAGCUCAGACUGCAGCUAAAUUGGCAUCAAGAGCUCAGGAUAAGGCUCAGGUGAGUCCCAAGAAACAACCAACUGUAACUAGUGCCGUGGGAGCUUUGCUACAGAAUAGAGCCAUGGGAGCAAAGAAUGAGGCCUUGGGCAAGUCAGGAUCAGGUAUAGACUCUGCUUCUGGAGCAAACAGACAAGGAUUCAGUAAAUCUUCUAAAAAAGAUUAACUCCUAGAAGCCAG
This is a messenger RNA of Cavia porcellus (domestic guinea pig), 1255 nucleotides long. RefSeq names its product zinc finger C2HC-type containing 1B (gene Zc2hc1b). The record is from RefSeq and is a predicted model, not a curated record. The transcript has 7 exons. Bases 576 to 1241 code for a protein of 221 amino acids. NCBI's taxonomy places the organism in Eukaryota, Metazoa, Chordata, Mammalia, Rodentia, Caviidae.